AUGACCGACAGGGUGCUGCCGGCGGUUAUCAGCCUGCAGGUGCGUGGGGAAAAUCGCGCCGCUUCCGACCUCCCCCGCGACCAUCCACCGGUGCCGGAUCCCAGCCUGCCGAUCACCGGCAGCGGCUUCAUCAUCAAAGCUAACGGUCUGGCAAUCACCAACCAACACGUGGUUGAGGACAAAGAGGAAGUCUACGUGCGCCUUUUUGACGGCACUCGGACCCGGGCCAGGGUGCUGGGCCGCGACGCAAUGGGCGACAUGGCGCUGCUCCAAAUUGAAAGCGAAACCCCGCUACCCGCCGUGCCGUUGGGCAACUCGGACGCCUUGCGGGUUGGCGAAAUGGUGGUUGCCAUCGGCAGCCCAAUCGGUUUUGAGCACUCGGUGACGUUUGGAAUCAUCAGCGGCAAGCGCCGCAAUUUUCUGCGCUCCAGCGCGGUGGGCGGCUACCUGCAGACGGACGCCGCCAUCACCACGGGCAACAGCGGCGGGCCGCUCAUCAACAUGCGCGGCGAGGUGGUCGGCGUGAACACGGCCACCAUCCGGCGCGGCACCAUGGGGUUUGCCAUACCGGUGAACGCCGUGAAGGCGGCCCUGCCGCAGCUUCAUGACUACGGCCGCGUCAAGCGUGCUUACCUCGGCGUGCGCAUUGACCCCAUCGACCGCGACAAGAUCAUCAGUCUGGGCCUUCAAUCGCCGCGCGGCGCCUACGUGCACGCGGUGUUGAGCGGCCAGCCCGCACAGCGCGCCGGCAUCGCCAUCGGCGACAUUAUCAUUGGAUUCGACGGUGUUGAGGUAAAUUCUCCCUUUGAUUUGCAAGCGGCUGUCGCGUCCAGACCGGUCGGCAAGAUGGUGCGGAUUGAAGUUCUUCGCCAGCAGCAGCGGCGGACAGUCGAAUUGGCCUUGGGCGAAAUGCCGGAUAACUGA
This is a messenger RNA of Geodia barretti, 924 nucleotides long. Lineage: Eukaryota; Metazoa; Porifera; Demospongiae; Tetractinellida; Geodiidae. The record is from the annotation of a GenBank genome assembly.